Didymosphaeria variabile is the source of this 4404-nucleotide messenger RNA. RefSeq lists its product as uncharacterized. Gene Ontology annotation, cellular component: nucleolus. Gene Ontology annotation, biological process: ribosome biogenesis. The record is from RefSeq and is a predicted model, not a curated record. The coding region runs from base 1 to 4404 and encodes 1467 amino acids. The transcript has a single exon. Lineage: Eukaryota; Fungi; Ascomycota; Dothideomycetes; Pleosporales; Didymosphaeriaceae.
AUGUCACAGGCUACUACGAGCCUUCCAGCGUCGACGCGGCCGCGGUUGCAAGCCAUCAACCAGGAUUAUACCGACCUGAACGAGCAGAUACACCAGGCCACCCAUAUCAUUGGCCUUCCCGAUGACUGGGAAACACUGACAGGCGACGCGCGCUCAAACACCGCCAAGCGCGUUGUCUGCGCAAGAGCAGACUGGGUUUUGCGGUGGAUUCUCGAAAAGAUGAAAGAUACAGCAGAUGGUGGCGCAGAGUCGCGGGCGAGCGCAAAGGCAUGGAAACUCCUUGAUUGGAUGGUCGAGAUCCUCCCAGUCUCUCGGUGUGCGCCACAUCUGAGAGAUGCAGGUUUCUUGACGAUUCUUGAAAAGGUGCUGGAAGAGAGAUACGGCGCCGAUGCCACAAUCCAGCCAGAGCCAGUACACCAGGGACGCCACCCGCGAGAUGACUCAAGCGAGACAGUACAGGAGGACCCUCAGCCCUCACGCAAACGAAAACGAGGCUCCGGCGCAAGUACGCCUUCCAAGAGAACCGCCAUCGAAUCUGCUGGGUCUCUGGCACUAUUCGACGCUGUGACUACCACGGUUCGGUCCAUACGAGACAAAGGCGAUGGGCAGGCAAAGAGCGAGGUCACGAUCCAGUCGGAGCAUAUGAAGAUGGUCUUGAGAACGGAAAGCGCACAGGCAGCGAGGAUUCUCAAGCAUUGGCUGAACGCAGUCCAGUGGAUACAGUCGUCCAGACAGGGUGCAUCAGGACUCGAUGAUUAUCUGGAUCUCUCGUUGAUCGUGGAGAUCUGGGAGCUGCGUGCUAUCGACAGCAAGGACAACUCUGGUGCUUCCGUAGAACAAUUCUCGACCGAGUGCCUGAUACCGAGCCUGCUUCUCUCGGAAGCACUACACCAACCAAUAACAGAUGGCUCUAGACAGUCUGAUCACAGGGUUACCUUGUCCAUCUUGGAUCGAUUGAUCGUAAAGCAUAUCCUUAUGCCUUCACGAACGGCCUUCUUCAAUGUUUCGACCGACAAAGGCACAAAGCAGCACGAAGGGAGUGCAGAGCUUUUGUCUAGCAGUCUAGAGCCGCUCAGUGCAAAGCUUCUUCAAGCUGCCCAAAUUCAAGACGGCGGCGUGAAAAUGCCGGCCUACUUUACGGCUUUAUUCGCCGCUGCCCCACACUUGCUUCACCUUAUUAUCCGCUCUUCGCCAGCGCGUUCGCCAAAAGCUAGGACCACAGAGAAACCAUGGAUCCAGGCCGCGUUAGUGGCUCUUGCACAGUGUGUAGGGUGCUCGAUGGAGCCCCCAGAAUUUGCAGCUCCCAGGGCUUCCAUUGCUGCGAUUGAGGAAUGUAUCACUAUAUUAGCUUCACACAGCAUCAGCAUAGAAACACAGGUGCUCCGAGAUGUCUUCUGGUUCCAUUCUGGCCUCAAAUAUCCGCUGGACCAGAAGAACAUCGUAAAUUGGCCACUGAUCGCAGCUCUGGUGAAGACCGACGCGUCUAUCUUUCUAGCCGACCCGAAAGCAACGCCUCCAUCACCCGACGGACGACCAAGUGAUCUCGCCGCGUUCUUAUUCGAGCACGUCCCGGCAGCUAAUUUCGAGAACCACAACCUAAAUGAUGACGAUAGCGAUCAUGCGGCAGUCGCUCGCGCAGUUCUAGGUUCAAACGAAGUGUUCUCAAGAGAUGAUGUGGUUCAGAAGAUUGUUGUACCAAUUGUACAUACAUUUUCGCGCAACCGCCAGCUGCUCGGAUUCAUAGAACUGUGGGACGAAGAGUUGCGCAGAACAAUGCCCGCGAGUCGAGAUCCGUUGACCGAAAUGCAACCCCGAAUUUGGGAGGACCGGCACCUGAUUCUAGCCCUGGCCGAAGUAUUUGAGCAGUCUUUGACUCUCACACAAAUAACGACCCUAUUUCAGAAGCAUGCCGAACGAUUGGAGCAAUCCACGACAAAACAUCUAAAGAAGGCUCUGAGCAGCGCUGUGAUCAUUCAAGCAAUGCUUCGUUCCAUCAAAUCGGACCAGAUCAUCGAGGCGUUACGCCCAGCCAUGCUCAUUGUGUGGAAGGUUUAUGACGCGUGGGUUCAAGAUGACGGUCCAAGCCAAUCCCCAGCCCUCGAAUUGGCUUGGUCAUCCCUUUGCUUUUUAUUGGGACAUCUAUGGCCGAUAUAUUUCCAUGAGUCUGCAGUACUUCAGAAAGAACUCAUCCAACCGCUGCUAGAUAGAGCGUCCAAAGACGCUAACUCAGCGCGCAAGGAGGAAAGCAAUCGACGUCUUCCAUCGUCAUGUCGAACGGCCGCUGUCGUCUUCGUUUUCGUCGCCUGCGAUUAUCUGCUUACAGUGCCUGACACAGCAGAGGUCAUCCAAAAGAGGUUGCAGAAGACCUUGAAAGCUAUGGGACACAGCCAAAUAGAACCGCAGGAGCUAUCUACCACCUUGGAAUUGUUCUGCAUAGAAUACGCGCAGCUACUUGCCGCUUUUGAUGCAAAUGCUACCCAGAAAGUGCUGUCUCGACUGCUGGAAACCAUAUCUGAGUUCGACGUGCACUUGGGCGGUCCGCUCAUAGAGACACUCUCAGCCUCUAUAUUCAAACAGGGCAACGCCGUUGUCGAAGCGUCCUUUGUCUCUGUGCUCAUGAACGUCCUCGAUCAAACAGAUGAGAACUUGCGCACGACUUCCAUGGAUGCUCUUCUACAUAUCUCCCCCACAUCUCUUUCGCGGGAGCAAAGAGAGGCUGUACUAGACAAGCUUCUAGGCUUGCUAACAACUGCGCCCACAGCUGCAGCGCCGAUUCUGAAUAUCAUGAUCAACCUCAUGCAGGUUCCGAACGCUACCGCGAAAGUCUCAGCAGACGGUAAAGCACUAUUCGACAUUGCAAAAGCUUUACACGAAGCUGAAUUGGAAUUGCUUCCCACCACCCAGCUGUUGCAGGACCUGGUGCAGAUGACUCUUGGCCACCUCACGCCGAAUAAAGAUCAAGCACAGAAUAAGGUCUUCUUCACGCAAUUCGGAGAUCAGAUUGCCUCUGCGUUGAAGGAAUCCACGACGUGUUCUCCGGCAAGGCUUGCUGUACUUAGCGGAGCAUUGCUUGCGACUCAAGAAUGGGGAUCUUUCCUUCCUCCCAAGCAGUAUCUUGAUUUUCUGAGUAAUGCUAUCAACAAAUGGCCUACCUCACAAAAGACUGUGUUAGGCGCUUACAAUCAAAUACCCCCAUCGGUGCUACGUAAGGAAGACGCACUGUUCGACUCAGCACGAAAGCACCUUCAGCAAUGGAUCGAUGUCCAAUGUCCCACAAAUCCUUUGAUGAACAUUGAGAUGCUCCAGAUCGAUUUGUGGCCUGCCGUCUUUACAGCCAUAGCUAAAUACCAGCUCUAUCAAGGUCUUGGGGGCACGACCUGGCUUCUCGAGCUUGCUUCGAAACUACUCGGAAACCCUUCAAUCCAGCAACGUGACUCACAAUUGCUGCAGUGCAUAAGAGAAACAUUCACACCUCUGGAAACCUCGGAGAAGUUGAACGGCGCUUACCACUGCAUCUUAAUUGCGAAAGAGGGUACACCGCCCCAGAUCGCUUAUCAACUACUUCACUCUGUUGUAGCUGCCAUCAACGAUAACGAAGAAGUCGAAGCCGAUCUCAAGGCGAGAAAGAUGGCUCUGUUACCCCAAAUCUGCUCUCUCUUGAGCGAGGUCCGGGGCGACGCAGCCUUUAACGCACUGCUCGACACCCUCAACACCAUCCUCCUCCACAAACCCAACAUGACCUCCCAGCACAACAUCGAGUGCGUCCUCACCACCCUUCUCAAGCUGGCCACGCGAAGCAGCCCCCGUCUCUCUCCUGCCCACGCGCCCGCAAUCUACGCUCGCCUCUGCGAAACAGCGCGCCUCGUCCUGCUCCUCCACCGCAGCCGUCUAGGAGGCCGCUUCCACCUCCUUAUCCCGGUCCUCCAGAGCCUCCUUCUCUGUCUCUUCAUCCCAAAUCUAAACCGUGGCGCCGCUCUGCCACCUUGGCUAGACUCCCCUUCGCCCGCGAAUCCGACCCGCCUUACUGCCACCAACGCAGCACAAUACACCCACCUCCUCAGCACGCUCUGCUCACCUACGCAAUCCUCUGUUCAACGCACGCGGAGCGCUACUACCCUCAACGACCCUAUCAAGGCUGCACGCGAAUAUGCAUCGCAGUACGUGUACCCACUGCUUAGCUCGUUCUGCCGAUUCCAGCUGUACGGCAGGCUGGACGCAGAGGUCAGAGAGAAGCUCAUGCCGGGAAUCUGGGAGCUUGUGAGUGUGGGACAGCUGAACAAGGAGGCUAUCGAUGCCAUGUUUGCGGGACUGGGCAGGAGCGAGAGGGAUGUGUGGAGAGGUGUUUGGGGCGAAUGGGUUAGGGUGCAUGGGCGGAAGGAGAGGAAGGUUAAGGAGGAGCGGUGA